GGGGCGGCAUGACCGCCGGCUCGCGGCGCGGCGGCCACUUUCCCACCUGGCUCUACGACCACUGCCAAAAAUCCACCUACAUCUUCAUCUCCGCCGACUACCGCCUGUGCCACCCGAGCACCGCCCUGGACCAAAUCGCCGACGCCCAAGCUUUAUUCCGUUUCCUCGCCAGCCCCGCCUUCCAAUCCUCCCUCCCGUCCCCCGACCUGUCCCUAGACACAACCAAGAUAGCAGUCACCGGCUUCUCGGCGGGCGCCUACUCCGCCCGCGCCGCGUGCGUCUACGCCACCCCCAAGCCCGCCGUGCUGAUGACCGCCUACGGCACCGGCGGGAACCUGCUCCUCGAUCACUGGACGCAGCCGCGGCCGCCGACCUCCAUCGCCAAGAUGGUCAACCUCGACGACGUCCCGCGACUGCUGGCGGAUAGGACGGUCGUCAGCGACGAUUCCACCCCGGGGUCCAAUAGAUUUGCGCUGACGGUGCGGUGGGAGAUCGACGGGACGUUUUUGGACGGGGUGUUUGGACGGCCCGGGUUGGGGGCCGCGCUUAAUAAGGUGGAGUAUGCGGGCAGGGCGGAGGCGGUGCCGGAGGAUUUGAAGCCGGGGUUCUUGCAGAACUUUGUGGGGAAGGAGUAUCCCCCUGCCGUGUUUGUGCAUGGAACGGCGGAUGAGGUUGUGCCCGAUCUGGAAAGUAAGUUUCAGCAUGAGCAGUUGGGGCAGUUGGGGAUUAGGACGGAGUUGUUGCUUGUGCAGGAUGCGGGGCAUGGGUUGGUGGAUUUGGGUUCCGGGUUUCCGCCUAAGAUGGCGGAGGGGGCGAUGGAGGCGUAUGCUGAGGCGUUGAAGUUUGUGGAUGCUGCGUUGCUUGGGAAGUUGUGAGGGGGUUGUAGAGUUGUGGAUUUGUGAUUUAAAUAGAUGUAUAAAUG
Messenger RNA from Aspergillus aculeatus ATCC 16872, 922 nucleotides. RefSeq lists its product as uncharacterized. The coding region runs from base 9 to 875 and encodes 288 amino acids. NCBI's taxonomy places the organism in Eukaryota, Fungi, Ascomycota, Eurotiomycetes, Eurotiales, Aspergillaceae. The record is from RefSeq and is a predicted model, not a curated record. The transcript is spliced from 2 exons.